This is a messenger RNA of Laetiporus sulphureus 93-53, 1878 nucleotides long. RefSeq lists its product as uncharacterized. The record is from RefSeq and is a predicted model, not a curated record. Bases 101 to 1657 code for a protein of 518 amino acids. Lineage: Eukaryota; Fungi; Basidiomycota; Agaricomycetes; Polyporales; Laetiporaceae. The transcript is spliced from 2 exons.
AGCGAGGCUCGUGGCAUAAGAUCAAUGUUGAUUCUCGAGCACGACGUUCUUCACCGCGUUCUUCCUUGCACCUCGCCCUCCCACUGCACCUUCCGCCAACAUGGGGCAGACCGUACCCGCCCUCAUGGAUCCUGAAUAUAUGCAUCGGUAUGCGGGCCCGCCAUUCAAUGACAAGGAUGCCGACGUCGUCCUGCGAUCCUCGGACAACGUGGAUUUCUACGUUUACGGGCAGUUCCUGAAGUACAUGUCUCCAUUGUUCAGUUCCCUCUUCGACCAAACGACGUCGCCGCCGCCUCCAUGGGGGAGGCCAGAGCACUGGUGCCUCCCGGAGCACAGCACGACGCUCGAUCCGCUCCUGCGCCUCUGCUAUCCGCAGGAAAGCGUCCAGCUGGUGGACUGCAUGGUCACGCUGGAACUUCUCAAGGUAUCGGAGAAGUAUCAGCUCCGGAGGAUGGUCCUGAACCUGAAGAAACGCCUCCGGGAGCUGAUCAGGGCCGAAGCGAACCCGUUGCGUGGAUUUGUGGCCGCAUGUGGUGCAAACCUGGAGGAAGAAGCUGCGUGGGCUGCCCAGGCCUGGAGUACAGCGCCGACAGCACCGAAUCAGGGAAUUGUGGCAUGGAUUCCAGAGAUGAGCCAGCUGACAGGAGGGCAGUAUUACCGGCUCCUGGAGUUUCGCACGCACUUUCGCCGAACUGGACGGGCCCUCGACAAAUCCAUCAUUGUUCGUGCUGCCGACGUCGUGAAAGAAGAGACACCAGACAUCGAUAUGCACACCAAUAGAGCAGCGCAUCCGUUCGCGCUCCCGACAGAGACGACGGACCUCGUUCUGCGCUCCUGCGACGGCGAGAUGUUCUUCGUGAACAAGACCGUCGUGACUAUCGCAGCACCGAAGAUGGCAGAUAUGUUCGAUCAGCCCGACCUUCCGUUGCACCAAGAUUAUCCAAUCGUGUCUUUGCCGGAGAAGGCGCAGGUAGUGCGUUGCCUGUUGGAGGCCGUCUGGCCAACAGUUUCCGCAUGCACGCUGGACGCGGAAGACCCAUGGAAUGUAGCGUUGAUGCUGAAUUAUGCUGACAAAUGGGGGAUGAUCAAGGCGUCGACCGAAAUCACUCACGUGUGGCAAAUGGCGGUGGAUAGCCUUGAUGCGUUUGAAUGCUAUCUUGCAGCGACUAGACGCGGUGGGUGGGGGGAGGAGGCCGACACAUGUAUGAGAUACGCCUCAGCCAUCCGCCAUACGGACAGGCACAGCCUCCAGCUGGAGAUCGUCUCCGCGAGUGUGUACCAUCGUUUUCUCCUGUACCGCUGGAGAAUGCGAUUGGCAGUUUUUGAAGAGUUAAAGAAGGAACUGCCGGGGGAUAUCGGGGACGAACAGGUGGCAAGGCAGUUGCUGUAUUGGGCGGACAAUGACAACGAUUUCGCGGGGACACCGGACGUGAUUCCUGGAGCUGUCUCGGGGUUGUGUCUUUUGAUAAGUCGCAAAUGCGAUGCUUCGUCCGCUCUUCGGCGCAUCGAGAGAAUUUGGACACAGCUUUUGACGAGAAUCGCUCUUUUUGCUGCUCAUAUCACCGAAGGGCGGGCGCGUAACGUUGAUCAGAUAGAAGCUGCGAUCAAGACAGCUUUCAAGCAGAUCGAUCCAGGAUGCCCAGAUGAUGAUGGGUGAACUAGUGAAUAUUCACGGACCGUCGCGGAGACGGAAUGAACGGAUCGCGAUCAAAGGGCCCGGUGCAGAGAUCUUGUGCGAAGGCCACAUGUACUGAUCCGCCGGCUCAUAGCAUAGGUAAUGAUGGUCCAUCAGUGAAUAUGUACUGCAAUACAAAAGACAAAGCUAUGGAAAUGUAAGACUAACUGCAGCGAUAAGCUUGCGCGGAACAUUUUCAGCAG